Messenger RNA from Populus trichocarpa (black cottonwood), 1638 nucleotides. Its product is annotated as G-type lectin S-receptor-like serine/threonine-protein kinase At5g35370. Gene Ontology annotation, biological process: protein phosphorylation. The record is from RefSeq and is a predicted model, not a curated record. The transcript is spliced from 7 exons. The coding region runs from base 1 to 1638 and encodes 545 amino acids. NCBI's taxonomy places the organism in Eukaryota, Viridiplantae, Streptophyta, Magnoliopsida, Malpighiales, Salicaceae. Gene Ontology annotation, molecular function: protein kinase activity; ATP binding.
AUGGGCAUCGAAACAGAAAACAAUAGCAAUCGUGUCUUGAUGCAGGAUCUGAUCUUAAUCGAGGAUGCUGUCUUCAAUGGAAUCUACAGAACCAUUGACAACUACCUGCUUGUCUGUGGGCACUAUAGGGUCCCAUUCCUUCUCAACCUUCCAAACGCUACCAAGUCUCACCUGGUCACCAGCGAGUUAUACGUUGUGUCGAGGCAGGGGUUGUCUAAGCUCGAUGAAUUGGAGGGAACAAGCCCCAUCAGUAAUCAAACCAUUGAACCACCGUUCACUGCUUCACAUUCCCAAUUCAUCGACAACUCUGGUGUUUUCUUGAGCUCUUCUAAUGGCAAAUUCACAGCCUCCAUAUCCAAUUUCAAAGAAGAAACUUCAAAGUAUUAUUUCUUCAUCACUCAUGAUGGGUCCCGUGCUAUCAUUUGGACAGCAAACAGGAACCACCCCAUUUCCGAUUAUUAUAAGUUGUACUUGUCUACAAAUGGUCUUGCCAUCAAUACUACUGACAAUUCUGGUACAACAACUGUUGUAUGGUCAAGUUCUCAGGUUUCUGUUAUGGAGCUUCAGGAUUCAGGAAAUCUUGUAUUUUGGCUGCUGGGACAUCAUUGGACAGUGAUAAGAGUGAAGAAUGACAGGUCUGAGGGUGACUACAGGCUUGUAGUUACUGGUGAUGAUGCUGUUUUGAAAUGGAAUGGAAUGAGUUAUUGGAAGUUAUCAAUGGAGCCAAAAGCUUUCCAGGAUUCUAAAUUGCCUGUCUCAUUUUUGGCCUUGAACGGUACCGAUUUUAGACUUGCUAAGAUAGGGUCUGAUGGGAAGUUUAGUGUUAGCAGAUAUGUUGAUCAAAAUCGGGAAGAUGCCCUUGUCCACCAAAUUUCCAUGGUGAUCCUUUCUCGGAAGGUGGCAGCACGCCAAGGGAUGCUUCACUUGCUUUGUCCUCAGGCAAUGGAAUGGACUAUUUUGGCGAAUGCUUUGAUGGCUCCUGCAAAACGCGAUACAAGGUCUAUCAUGGCAGUCUUUAACUCCAACCGCGAUCGUUUAGGCAACAAAAAGACUCUGGUUGUAUCUUCGAUGGCAAACCCGGAUGCAAACAACCAGGAUGAAGCUAAAAAGUUUCCAAUUGCAGGUUUGGUUCUAUUGCCUUCAUUUGGGAUCGUUUUGAUUAUCGUUAUUGCUUUAGGAUUCAUUUAUUGGAGAAGGAAUAGACUAUCUGGAACUGCUAGCCAUGGUGAUUCUUCUUUGUCCGACCUUGAGAUAAUUUCUAUCCCCGGUUUGCCAGUGAGGUUUAAUUAUGAAGACCUUGUGGCUGCAACAGAAAAUUUUAGAGCUCAAAUCGGAAGUGGAGGCUUCGGAACUGUAUACAAAGGAACUCUGCCUGACAAAACCAUUGUGGCAGUCAAGAAGAUUACCAAUGUAGGUGUGCAAGGAAAGAAGGAAUUCUCCACCGAAAUUCCGAUUAUUGGAAGUACUCAUGUCAAUCUUGUUAAAUUGAAAGGCUUUUGUACACAAGGGAGACGGAGGUUUCUGAUAUACGAGUACAUGAACGAAGGCAAGAAAGGUUUGAAAUCGCUCUCGGAACAGAAAGGGGACUUGCUUACUUGCGUAGUUCUUGUGAGCACAAGAUUAUACAUUGUGAUGUGA